Messenger RNA from Bipolaris sorokiniana ND90Pr, 1209 nucleotides. Its product is annotated as glycosyltransferase family 15 protein. The record is from RefSeq and is a predicted model, not a curated record. The coding region runs from base 1 to 1209 and encodes 402 amino acids. Gene Ontology annotation, cellular component: Golgi apparatus; membrane. NCBI's taxonomy places the organism in Eukaryota, Fungi, Ascomycota, Dothideomycetes, Pleosporales, Pleosporaceae. Gene Ontology annotation, biological process: cell wall mannoprotein biosynthetic process; protein O-linked glycosylation; protein N-linked glycosylation. Gene Ontology annotation, molecular function: alpha-1,2-mannosyltransferase activity. The transcript is spliced from 2 exons.
AUGGCGCUUCCCAAGGGCGUACGCUACUUGGCUGGCGCCACUAUCUGUGUGUUUUUGUAUCUGUUCGUUCAGAUUCUCAGGACGCCCGGUUCCGAGACGCCAAUACAGAUUCCGAACAAGCUUCCGACCAACCAACUUGGGGAUUGGGAUCACGAUCCUCAAUUAGACCCGUCUGGCGAACCCCCCGAGCCACUGCGACGAGUUGACGGUGAUAACUAUGCCCCUAAUAACCCGAAAAGCGCACGCAUCAACGCCACAAUUCUCAGUCUGGUCCGCAAUGAAGAACUCGAGGACAUGCUUCAGAGUAUGCACGAUCUAGAGCGCACAUGGAAUCACAAGUUCAACUACCCGUGGACCUUCUUCAACGAUAAGCCAUUUACCGAAGAAUUCAAAAAGGCUACGCGCGCAGCCACCAACGCCGAAGUGCGGUACGAGCUGGUUCCCGCUGAGCACUGGAAUGUGCCAUCGUGGAUAAACAUGGACCUAUAUCAAGAAUCUGUAUCGCUGUUGGAAUCGCUUGACGUACAAUACAUGAGCAAAAAGUCGUACCACCAAAUGUGUCGGUGGAACAGCGGCAUGUUCAGCGAACAUCCUGCAUUGAAAGACGUGCAGUACUACUGGCGAGUUGAACCCAACGUGCACUUCUUCUGUGAUGUUGACUACGAUGUAUUCGCAUGGAUGCAAGACCACAACAAAACCUACGGCUUCAACAUCAACAUCUACGACAGCCCAGACAGCGUCGCAACGCUCUGGCCCGAAACAAAGAAGUUCAUCCAAGACAAUCCGGACUACGUCCACCCAAACAACGCCCGAGAGUGGCUCGAAGACAGCAAGCGCCGCCCCGAAAAUAACAAAAAAGCCCACGGCUACUCAACCUGCCACUUCUGGUCCAACUUCGAGAUUGGCGACUUGAGUUUCUGGCGCAGCAAGAAAUACCGCGAUUACUUCGACCAUCUCGAUCGCGCUGGCGGCUUCUUCUAUGAGCGCUGGGGCGAUGCCCCUGUCCACAGUGUUGCGCUAGGUCUUUUCGAAGACAAGAAUAAGAUCCAUUGGUUCCGCGAUAUCGGAUACCAGCACAUUCCCUUUUUCAAUUGUCCGAACAAUCCAAAGUGCUCGGGCUGCGUCACGGGUCGCUUUACUGACGGUGAGAAGUGGUUGAAUCGUGAGGACUGUCGGCCACUGUGGUUCAAGUAUGUGGGUAUGGAGUGA